AUAAUCAAUCAUUAUGGCAUAUUCAUAUAAUAUAAGGGAUUGUCGGUUGGAAAAUGUUAAUAAACUUUUGAAGGCGCAGCUUUUCUUCAUCAUGCGAGGUCUAAGUUUGGAUUGUAACAUGUUCAUUAAAAUGAUAUGUGUAGCUACUGGAGCCAUGUGGAUAAUGCUUGAAAGUUGUAACUGUACUUCCAAAACAAUACGGAUUCUUGAGACGCCAAAUAUAAAGCCCUUAUAUCUGAAUGUAUCGAAAUCAAUGAAGGAUAACCGAGUUACAGUGUAUGGAGGAUUCAAGUGUCCCGAUGACACAACUGCAGAAAUUGACGACGGCACGAUUGUCAAAUUUGAAAAAGUAUCAAAUUCUGGGGGAAGUGCAACAGGCUUUGAAUUGGUUUUGUAUUACGAUAUGUGGAGAUAUUUGGCAAGACUAACGCUUCGCUCGAAAUCUGCCUCAGAAUUUUUGCAGAUUUAUUUGAGGGGGAAGGUACAUAACUCUGUACAGACCGACAUUAUUGGAAUAAACUGCUCAGUUGGAAUAAACAUGUCAUCCAAAGGUCAAACCACUACGUACACUUCCGCUAUUCAAAACUGUAACGACGGCGUCUAUGAUAAAUUUGUUAUGGUGUUGAAUAAAUCUGGUGAGAUAAUUCGACUCGAUUCAAACAUUUAUUGCUACUCCUUACAUGCGGAAUAUAGGAAGUAUUUUAAAUCAAUAUGUUCAUUCCAUGACCCCGAUGCUCCUUUAUAUGUUACGUUCUACGAAGACAAAAAGGCCGCUGACAAUGUUGAACUUCUUUAUCUCAAUUACAUGUUCGGUCCUCUUGGAUAUUGUUCAAAUAUAUGCAUUGCAAACAUGAGAUGAUGGUUUUUCUCAAUCAUUUAGCUCCGUCAGCUAUCAAGUAUAUAAAAAAAAUCAAUCUUUAGGCUUUUGUUCAUUUUUUUCCCCAGGUUUGUCCCAUGAAAAAAAAAUUAAAUUUCUAAAUUAAUUAACGGGAAAAAAAUGAACAAUCGUGUAUUCAUUGGUUUGCUUUUUAUCUUAUCAUAGUUCUGUAUUAAGUUAAUGUACGUUCAAAAUAAAAAAAAAUAUUAAAAUUAA
Saccostrea cuccullata (small rock oyster) is the source of this 1093-nucleotide messenger RNA. RefSeq lists its product as uncharacterized. Lineage: Eukaryota; Metazoa; Mollusca; Bivalvia; Ostreida; Ostreidae. The record is from RefSeq and is a predicted model, not a curated record. The transcript is spliced from 3 exons. Bases 14 to 859 code for a protein of 281 amino acids.